Stylonychia lemnae is the source of this 1257-nucleotide messenger RNA. The record is from the annotation of a GenBank genome assembly. Lineage: Eukaryota; Ciliophora; Spirotrichea; Sporadotrichida; Oxytrichidae.
AUGCUUUCAAAGAAACUAGCUAUCGAUAACAUCCCUCAUCUCAUCAAGGGAAAGAGAAUUCUUAUGAGAGUUGACUUUAAUGUGCCAAUUAAAGAGGGAAAAAUAAAAGAUUUAACAAGAAUCAAUGGGGCUUUACCAUCAAUUAACUAUUGCCUUGAUAAUGGAGCUGAAUCAGUAGUCUUAAUGAGUCAUUUGGGUAGACCAGAUGGACAGAGAGUAGAGAAGCACUCUAUGAAGCCUAUUGUUCCAGCUCUUGAGGAUUUGCUCAAGAGAAAAGUAGAGUUUUUGAAUGACUGCGUUGGUACCCAAGUUGAGUAAGAGUGCAAAGCUGCAUCAAAAGGAAAAGUUAUUCUCUUAGAAAAUUUAAGAUUCCAUAUGGCUGAGGAAGGUAAAGGAGUAAUCAAUGGUGAAAAAGUUAAGGCUUCAAAGGAUGAGAUUGCUGCAUUUAGAAAGUCCCUUACUUAACUCGGAGAACUCUACGUUAAUGAUGCCUUCGGAACUGCCCAUAGAGCUCACUCAUCAAUGGUCGGAGUUGACGUACCAGUAAGAGCUGCAGGUUUCUUAAUGAAGAAAGAAUUGUAAUACUUCUCUAAAAUUCUUGAGAGCCCAGAGAGACCAUUGACUGUGGUAAUGGGAGGAGCAAAGGUUGCCGAUAAAAUUCAAUUAAUCAUGAAACUCCUCGAACUUGUUGAUGAGAUGAUUAUUGGAGGUGGCAUGGCUUUCACUUUCAACAAAGUAUUGGACAAUGUGCAGAUUGGUAAAUCUUUGUAUGACGCGGAAGGAGCUAAGAUUAUUCCUGAUAUCAUGGCGAAGGCAAAAGAAAGAGGCGUUAAGAUUCAUUUGCCAGUUGAUUGCAUCACUGCAAACAAGUUUGAAGAAACUGCUGAGACGAAAUUGAUUGACUUAAGUUAAGGUAUUCAGCCAGAUUGGCUUGGACUUGAUAUUGGUCCCAAGACUAUUGAGCAAAACAGCAGAGUAAUUCAAAGAGCAAAGACUAUUUUCUGGAACGGACCCUAGGGUGUAUUUGAGAUGGCACCAUUUGCAAAGGGAUCACUCGCAAUGCUUGACGAUAUUAUUAGAGCUACCUAAAAUGGAGCUAUAUCAGUUGCCGGUGGCGGUGAUACAGUUUCCCUACUUGGUAAGGUACCAGGAGCUUCUCAAAAGAUCUCUCAUGUCAGUACCGGAGGUGGUGCCUCACUCGAACUACUUGAGGGCAAACAACUUCCAGGAGUUGUAGCACUUUCAGACAGAGAAUGA